Salvelinus sp. IW2-2015 is the source of this 1538-nucleotide messenger RNA. The record is from RefSeq and is a predicted model, not a curated record. Lineage: Eukaryota; Metazoa; Chordata; Actinopteri; Salmoniformes; Salmonidae.
CUUAACUGCGUUGGGGAAAAGUCGCAUAUCGCGUAUGUAUAUCAAUGACAUCAACCAAGAGCUGGGGGUAAUUUACCACCACCCACUUGAAAGAGAGGUCAAUCAUUUACAAGGAUGUCAGAGUUUUCCAAAGUCUUUCGAAGUUUUAACUUUGAGUGACCUAAAACAUAAUUAUAGGUUUAUAAGUGCUUCCACUUCAGUUUACAAUACUGAUAUCACUGUGCUGUGCACAACUCCGCUCGCUUCGGAAUGUAGACGCAAAUACGUUGUCUCCACAAUGGAACUGCAAUCCGAACUGCUCAAGUCCAUCUGGUACGCGUUCACAUCGCUGGACAUGGAGAAAUGCGGCAAAGUAUCGAAGUCCCAGCUGAAGGUUCUCUCCCACAACCUGUACACGGUGUUGAACAUCCCUCACGACCCCGUGGCACUGGAGGAACACUUCCAAGACGAUGACGAUGGACCGGUGUCAAAACAUGGCUACAUGCCCUACCUCAACAAAUACAUACUGGCCAAGGUCAAAGAGGGUGCAUACGACAAGGAGACGUUUGACGACCUGUGCUGGAUGAUGACCAUGAAGAAAAACUACAGACCUACCAGUGGCCAGGGGGGGCUGCUGUGCUCCCUGAGAGACUGCUUCAAACUUUUCUGUCUCUUCAACCUGCUCUCGGAGGACCACUACCCACUCAUCAUGAUUCCACAGGAGGUGAGGGGGUUGGAGGGAGCUAUUCCAGACAGGGAUGGGAAGCGUUGUCUCUUUUGUGUGAAGACCACCAGCAAGACCUAUGAGAUGAGUGCCGCCGACCAGAGACAGAGGGUGGAAUGGACCCAAGCCUUGCAGACUGCCGUCCGUCUCCAGGGUGAGCGCAAGUCCUCCCUCCACCAGGAACUAAAGCUGAAGAGGCGGGUCCAGCGCGAGCAGAGUCAACAGGAGCGUAGCCUGAGCGCCAGCAGCAACCGCGGCAGACAAUCAGAAGAGCUUACCAUUCAAGACCUGGAGAAGGAAAAGGAACGGCAAGGACAGGAGAUAGAGAGUAUUAUUCAGCACCAGCGAGAGGUGGAGGCACGGCGCAGGGAGGAGGAGGAGAAAGAGAGGGAGCAACAGAAGGAGGUCCAGAGAGAGUUGGAGAGACAGCUAGAAGAGGCAGAGAAGUUGCGGGAGAGCAUGCAGGCUGAGAUGGCAGAGAAAGAAAAGGAGGCCGAGCAGCAGAGGAAGAGGAUCCAGGAGCUGGAGCUGACACAGCACAAACUGGAGGCUGCUCUCAACACAGAGAUACAGGCACACAUGGAGGAGGAGAGAGUCAGGCUGGAGCUAGAAGGYGUACUGCAGGCAGAGGAGGAGAAGAGCAGGCAGUGUCUGCUCCUCCAGGAGCAGCAGGAGGCAUCCCGCCACUUCAGCCCCARGGAGGAGGCCCCAAACYGAGCUAAGGAAGAGCGGCCGGCCCCCUCUGCCCUCCACUACGCCUCCCAGGAGCUCCAGAGCCUCCGAGAGACCCGAGAYAGGAGUCACCAGCACCUGGAGGUGAGAGAGAGGAGAUGAG